CCUCUACUCACCUUUCGGCUGCAGCAGACGGUGCAUGCAGGUGUAGAUCCAGAGCAGCCACCAAGUGAUCACCGACGCGAUGCGGCUGCAUCUCUCUGCCGCCCUGCUGCUGCUGGCGCUGCUGUGCCUCUCGCAGCUGGCCGUGCCGUCGGUGGCCCAGGAUGACGACCCAGAGGUCACCGAGGGAGACGACCCCAUGAUGGACGAUGACAUGGGUAUUCCCUGACCACACACACAACAGACACAGACAACACAGACACGCGGCACAGAGGCAGGCCGGCAGGAAUUGGGUGUGCGUAAGUCACAUGCCGCCGGUCUCUGUUUGUUGUGCGUGUCUGUGCGGUGUGUGUGCAGAUGAGGAGUAUGGCGAGGAUGACGACAUGCCCUAUGACGACGAGAUGAUGGGCGGCGGCGGGCCGCCUGGCAUGGGCGAGGAGAUGGAAGACGAGGAGGAGGGACCGAGCGAGCCCGUCCAGACGGUGGACUACGCCAAGCCGGACACCGAGGGGCUGCUGUUUGCCGAGCUGUUUGACGCCGACUGGUCGACGCGGUGGCAGAAGAGCAAGGCCGACAAGUUCACGGGCGAGUGGAAACACAGCCUCAGGGAGAAGGAGGCCAUCGUCGGCGACUACGCCCUCGAAGUCGGCAACGAGGUGAGGGCCUCACCCACACACACAUUCACACCACAAGCUGUCUGCGCACCGCACCGUCUGCAUGUCGGUGGGUGCGUGUGUGGUGUUGGCAGGCGCGUCAUCACGGCGUUGCGGUUGAGAUCCCCGAGGUGACGAGCAACAAGGACGGCCACUUCGUGGUGCAGUACGAGGUGAAGUUCCAGCGCGAGCUGCAGUGCGGCGGGGCCUACCUCAAGCUCUUCAAACUCGAGAGCGGCACCAAGCCAGAGGACUUCACCAACGACACUCCAUACGUCAUCAUGUUCGGGCCUGACCGGUGAGGCAGGGAGGCAGGGAGGGAGGGAGGCGGGCAACGAGGCAGGGAGGGAAGGAGAGAGAGAGAGGUCUUUCUGUGUGUGGUCAGGUGUGGGACGACCAACAAGGUGCAUUUCAUCCUUCGCCACCAGAACCCCACCAGCAAGGAAUGGUCAGCCCACACCACCCCACCCCACCCCACACACAUGAGUGUGUGUCCCUUCGGCUGCAGGUCGGAGAAGCACUUUUCCUCCCCUCCCUCGGUGCCCUAUGACCAGCUGACGCACCUGUACGCCCUGCACAUCAAGCCCGACAACACAUUUGACAUUCUCAUCGACAACAAAGUCGAAAAAUCGGUCAGACUGCAGCAACAAGGAGAGGAAAGGGGAGGGGAGGCCAGCAGACGAUGACGCGUGCACGUAUUGGCAUAUUGGUUGGUCGGUUGUGUGGACCUGCGUGUGCAGGGUAGUCUUCUGAAGGACAUGGAGCCGCCCAUCAACCCACCAGAGAUGAUUGACGACCCCACAGACAAAAAGCCAGACGACUGGUGGGCUGGGCUGGCUGGCUUGCCAUGUCACCACACGAACACGGAGGACUUUUUGUUUGUGUCUCUUGACACAUUGUUGUGUGUGUGUGUGUGUGUAGGGUCGACAACCCCAAGAUGGAGGAUCCCGAAGCUAAGAAGCCCGACGAUUGGGACGAGGACGCGCCCAAGAGGAUCAGAGACCCUGACGCAAAGAUGCCCGAGGUGAGCAAGCGAUGAAUUUUCUUGUCAAGAGUUGAAUGAUUGCACGUGGGUGCGCCUGUUGUGUAGGGCUGGUUGGAGGAUGAGCCCCUGCAGGUGGCCGAUCCGAGUAGCGUCAGGCCAGAGGACUGGGACGAUGAGGUAGAGGCACACACAGACCAGACCAGACCGUCACACAAUCCCAUCUACGAGUCCAUCCAUCCAUCCAUCUAUGUCGAUCAUGUGCUGGAUGUGUGUUGUGUGUAGGAGGAUGGUGAGUGGACGGCUCCUUUGGUGGACAACCCCAAGUGCAAGGUGGGGUGCGGCAAGUGGGAGGCGCCCAUGAUUGACAACCCCAACUACAAGGGCAAGUGGACACCGCCACUCAUCGACAACCCAAACUACAAGGUACACACACACACACAGGCAGGCAGGCAGGCAGGCAGACAGGCUCUUGCAGCAAGACGGAUAAGGAUGCAUGACGUCUGAUGUCCAACAGGGCGAGUGGAAGGCGCGACAGAUCAAAAACCCCGACUACUUCGUCGACAAUGUAUGUAUGUUGCUGUCUGUGCCCCCCAUCGAUUCACCCAUUAUAUGUGUCGGUUGGCUUGUGCACAUCCAUCCAUCAGGCCCCCCACGCCCUCUCGCCCAUCAACGCAAUCGGCAUCGAGCUCUGGACCAUGCAGGUACGACCACACACACACACACACACACCACAUCACACACGACAUCCCACUUUGUGUCUGCCUAUUGUCUGUGUGCAGAGCGGUAUACUGUUCGACAACAUCGUCGUGUCCCGCGACAUGGCCAAGGCCAAGGCGUUCGGGGAAGCGACGUGGAAGGUACGUGCAGCAUAGCAGCAUACGUUCCCGAACGACAAAAAAGAGGCCGAUGGCGGGGCUGGGCUGUGUGUGAAUGUGUGUGUGUGUGCAGGUUCGCCACGACAUUGAGGACAAGCAAAGCGGCGCUGCCUCGAGCAAGAAGAAAGACAAGGCAUCCUCCUUCAUCAACACUAUCAAGGUCGGACCCACACCCACACCCACACAGACACACACCCACAUGCCGUCUGUCCACUCGUCAUAUGUGUGUGCAGGAGGGUUUCAUGAGCCUGAGCCUCUCCUUCCAGCUGUCCAUAGUGGCCAUCGCCCUCAGCACCAUGAUUCUGAUGGCCUACGGCUUCGGCCGCCGGUCCGCCAAGCCCACCACCAAGCGCAAGGGCGGCAGCAAGAAGGACAAGGGGGCGGCAGCCUCGAGCAAGGACGACAAGGACAAGCAGGAGGGCGCCGAGGGCGACGACGAGGCGGAGGAUGAGCAGGAGGGCGAGGGAGAGGGGGAGGGGGAGGGUGAGGAGAGGGAAGGCGAGGACAAGAAAGACGACAAGGCCAAGAAGGACGAGUAAUGAGUAAUAAGUAGUCGGGAGGGAGGGAUUGCGUAGAGGGAAGGAGGGAGGGAGGGGUUCUGUCAGUUCGCAGCAGUCGGUGUGUUGUCUUGAUUGGGUGGGGUCACUUUGGUUUCUCUACCUAUGUAUGUAUCCGCCCGCCCAUGCAUUCAUUCUCAUGCGAGAUUCUCUUUCCCUCUGUCUCUAUCUCUCUCUGAUUUCCUGCUUCCCUCAUCCUUCCUUUCCCCUUUCCAUGGCUGCCCUGCUUGUCUAAUGGGUGCUCAAGUUGACUGACAGGGGUGUGUCAAUACUCACCCUCCCCCUGCCAAUCACACACCCACUAAUUCAUCGGCAAGCAAGGCGGACACACAGACACACAGACAGACAGACAGCCUCGACCUGCCUUGCCUUGCCUUGCUCUCACUGUGCGCCUGCCUGCCUGCCUGUCUGCCUGGAUGCAUGGAUGGAUGGACUGGUUCUCGAUAGCACCAGGGCCUUUAAUGCGACAGACGUGUGUGUGUCGUGAUGUGAUCGACGUUAGGGAUAGAUGGAUGCGACAGACAUCGGCUAUCGUCUGUAGGGGACCGGACCACGGUGUUGCUUGCUUGUUUCUGUCUGUCUUAUGUACCUGCCUGCCUCUGCAAACCUACCUGAGUGCCGUACCCGGCCCAGUGGAUGGAUGGAUGGAUGGUGGUGUGUAUACCUCACUAACUCAAGAGAUGAUCAAAUGCGUGUGUGCAUUCGUGUGGGUGCGUUUUGCGGACACAGACGCCGUCCCUGUCUGUCUGUCUGUCUGUGUUUGUUCCCCGUCAAGUGUGAUUUGAGUCAGCAGCCAUUCUGGCUCACUUCGCGAUGCCAUCCAUCCACCACAUUGAUUGAUGUCGAGUCGACUGAUGCCACGCCGCGAUAGGUAGGUACAGUAUGUCCCAAAAGAAAAAAAUGUGGGCAAACAGGCGAGGUCAGCAGCACAACCACGCGUGACAACGACGAGAGAGUGAGCACGUGUGAACUCACGCACCCACCCUCCCCACCCACCCACCCACCCAAAGAGGCAUGUAGGCAUGCAUCCACAUGGAUCCGUUGCUCGUGGACAGACGUAUCAUGGACUAACGACAGGUAGGCAGGCAGGCAGGCAGGCAGAGUCAGUGAGCAGAUGACUUUCGUCAGAAUCGCAUCGACCACGUCGCAUCAAAAUCACCAAACACACGAACACUCACACACCCACAUGCACCCAUCCGUGUCUCCGUGUGUCCAUCUAGGUAGGUAUCACACACAGACACAUACACACACACACACAGACAAGACAGAGGUAGGGUAGGUAGGUAGGUAGGUCGGUAGGUAGGCACCACGUUGAAUUACGUACGUACGUCUACCAUGACAUGAUCACACACACCUACCCUUUGCCCCAUGACCCACGGGCGCAACACAGCUAGCUGACAGGCAAAACCACAAGUGAGACUGACAACUUAAACCCUUAAGCCCCUCCCCCCUCACAGACACACACACGCAGAGAGUGACAGAUAAAAAUAGAGGUAGACACUGAGAGAGAGAGAGAGAGAGAGAGGCGGGGCAGGCAGACAGGCAGGACGAGUGGACGCCACUAAAGCGAUCGAUCGGCAGGUAGGCUAGGCAGACUAACGGUUUCCGUACGGUAGGUACACAGACACGGUACGGUACGGUAUGGGGGGGGGGAGAGACAGACAGAACACAGAGGCGCACAGAAAGACAGAUGGGCAGAUGGGUAAAAAGUGGCAUGGCAUCGCACUCACACACACACACACACAGACAUGCACACACACAUCGGUCAAGGCAGGUGGGCAGGUAGUCAAGGCAAGCCAAGCCAAGCCAAGACAAGACAAGACGAGUGAAGGGAAAAAGAGGAACCUCUCCCUAUCCAGAGAGGGCAUUGAUUGCAUCCGUGCGAUGGUCGCAGGAGGGUGGGCGGAGACAGACAGACAGACAGACACAGAGAGACACAGGCAGCCUAGAGCUUCACAGACGGGUGAUAGUGUCCACAGACGAGUGAGCAGAUUGACAUCCAGACAGACAGGCAGGCAGGCAUCGACAUAUCAACAGCUGAAAAACGCUUACAAGACAUGUAUGUAUGGGUGUAUCCAUGUGUGUAUGCAUGUCACGUCACACGAACGAACUGCGAUCCUCCCUCCCUCCGUCUGUCCUUCCCUCCCUCCCUCCCUCCCUGUUACGUGAUACGGCGCUUUGCGGUCAGUCUGGUGUGCAUGGCUCUGUCUGUCUGUCUGUCUGUCUAGGGCGGGCGGUAUGGGUGAUGCUCCCGUCUGUUCGGCGAGUGACAAAUACCGGCGUCCCUAACGAAACCCCCCUUGUCAUGUAGUUAGCUGUGGCAGUGCUGCUGCUGAAAGGUUUGUAGGUCCCCCCCCUUCUCUCUCUCUCUCUCUCUCUCUCUGUGUGUGUGUGUGUGUGUGUCCAUG
Messenger RNA from Vitrella brassicaformis, 5475 nucleotides. The record is from the annotation of a GenBank genome assembly. NCBI's taxonomy places the organism in Eukaryota, Vitrellaceae.